GUGGGUGAGCUCCCUCUCCCCAGAGCCACCAGCCAGGUACCAAAGCUCAACUGUAUGGAUUCCCAACAGGAGGACCUGCACUUCCCUGGCAUGUGGGUCUCAUUGUACUUUGGAUUCCUGGGGCUGUGUUCGGUGAUAACUGGAGGCUGCAUUAUCUUUCUGCACUGGAGGAAGAACUUGAGGCGGAAAGAGCAUGCCCAGCAGUGGGUGAAGGUGAUGAGAGCUGCCACAUUCACCUAUAGCCCAUUGUUGUACUGGAUUAACAAGCGACGGCGUUAUGGCAUGAAUGUAGCCAUCAACACGGGCCCUCCCCCUGCUGUCACCAAGACUGAAACUGAGGUCCAGAAUCCAGAUGCUCUGUGGGAAUUGGACAUCCCUGAAGGCAGGAGCUAUGCUGACCAAGACAGCAACCCCAAAGUGGAAGCUCCCACUCCCCUGCAACCUGCGCUGCAGCUAGCUCCACAGCAGCCUCAGGCCAGCUCCCCAUUCCCACUUCCCAUCUUUCAGGAGGUGCCCUUUGCCCCACCCCUGUGCAACCUACCCCCCAUGGUGAACUACUCUGUCUCCUAUCCUUCGGCCACCUGUUCUGAAAGGAAUGUUCGCUUCCUUUCCCUCCCUAAUCUGGCCCAUGAAGACCUCAGCUUCAAUGCCAGGCCUUUUGCUUCAGAAUUGUAGCCUCCUUUCACUGAAGGUGAGAGCUGCAGAUAUCAGGUGCAGAGUAUGAAAUGGAACUAAGCUCAGGGAGGCAGUAUUGACAGAGGUCAGGACCCAUCUGAAUGUCAUGCUAUGAAAGAUUAAAA
Molecule: messenger RNA, 800 nt
Organism: Saimiri boliviensis boliviensis (Bolivian squirrel monkey)
Lineage: Eukaryota; Metazoa; Chordata; Mammalia; Primates; Cebidae
Gene: TEX38
Product: testis expressed 38
Source: RefSeq, a predicted model, not a curated record